Sabethes cyaneus is the source of this 1990-nucleotide messenger RNA. RefSeq names its product protein transport protein Sec61 subunit alpha. Gene Ontology annotation, cellular component: membrane; Sec61 translocon complex. Gene Ontology annotation, molecular function: signal sequence receptor activity; ribosome binding; transmembrane protein transporter activity. Bases 170 to 1600 code for a protein of 476 amino acids. Gene Ontology annotation, biological process: post-translational protein targeting to membrane, translocation; SRP-dependent cotranslational protein targeting to membrane, translocation. The transcript is spliced from 2 exons. NCBI's taxonomy places the organism in Eukaryota, Metazoa, Arthropoda, Insecta, Diptera, Culicidae. The record is from RefSeq and is a predicted model, not a curated record.
GUCGAUGUUUGCAGGGAGUGCGGUGUGUUGUUCACUGUUCACUUUUUGUUACACCUGUGGAUGGAGUUGAAUCCGUGGAAUUUUCGCAGGCAAGAAAAUCAGUGAAAAGUCGAUAUUCUGCUGUUCUUUGCAACAACAUUCGGAAUACACCAGCAAACAGCUGCUCACAAUGGGAAUUAAAUUUCUCGAGGUUAUAAAACCUUUCUGCAGUAUUCUGCCGGAGAUCGCCAAACCGGAACGGAAGAUUCAAUUCCGUGAGAAAGUGCUAUGGACGGCUAUUACUCUAUUUAUUUUCCUGGUAUGCUGCCAAAUUCCACUCUUCGGCAUUAUGAGUUCCGAUUCCGCUGAUCCGUUCUACUGGAUUCGUGUUAUUCUGGCUUCUAAUCGAGGAACAUUGAUGGAACUUGGUAUUUCACCGAUUGUCACAUCCGGAUUGAUAAUGCAACUGCUGGCUGGUGCAAAGAUUAUUGAAGUUGGUGACACUCCAAAGGAUCGAGCAUUAUUCAACGGAGCGCAGAAAUUAUUUGGAAUGGUUAUUACAGUGGGACAAGCUAUUGUUUAUGUAAUGACCGGAAUGUAUGGCGAUCCAGCUGAGAUCGGUGCUGGCGUUUGCUUACUCAUCAUUAUCCAGCUUUUCGUUGCCGGUCUAAUUGUGUUACUUUUGGACGAACUGCUUCAAAAAGGCUACGGAUUGGGUUCGGGUAUUUCCCUGUUUAUUGCCACAAAUAUUUGCGAAACGAUCGUGUGGAAGGCUUUCUCACCGGCUACUGUUAAUACCGGCCGUGGCACGGAAUUCGAAGGUGCUGUAAUUGCUCUAUUCCAUUUAUUGGCUACCCGUCAAGAUAAAGUUCGUGGACUGCGCGAAGCCUUCUAUCGUCAGAACCUGCCAAAUUUGAUGAACCUGCUGGCCACAGUUCUAGUGUUUGCUGUAGUAAUAUACUUCCAGGGCUUCCGUGUGGAUCUUCCGAUAAAAUCUGCCCGCUAUCGAGGACAAUACAGCAGCUAUCCGAUCAAACUAUUCUACACAUCCAACAUUCCAAUCAUCCUGCAGUCGGCACUCGUUUCCAACUUGUACGUUAUUUCGCAAAUGUUAGCAGUUAAGUUCCACGGCAACUUCCUGAUCAAUUUACUCGGCGUGUGGGCUGAUGUGGGAGGCGGUGGCCCAGCCCGUUCCUAUCCAAUUGGAGGACUUUGCUAUUAUCUGUCACCGCCCGAGUCACUCGGACAUAUUGUGGCUGACCCGAUUCACGCCGUGCUAUAUAUCGUUUUCAUGCUCGGAUCGUGUGCUUUCUUUUCCAAAACAUGGAUCGAUGUUUCCGGCAGUUCAGCAAAGGAUGUUGCUAAACAGCUUAAGGAACAGCAAAUGGUGAUGCGUGGCCACCGUGAAAAUUCGAUGAUUCACGAGCUGAACCGAUACAUUCCGACUGCAGCUGCCUUCGGUGGUCUAUGUAUCGGUGCAUUGUCCGUUCUGGCAGAUUUCAUGGGUGCUAUCGGAUCCGGAACCGGUAUCCUGUUGGCCGUCACCAUUAUCUACCAGUACUUUGAGAUCUUUGUAAAAGAGCAAAGCGAAAUGGGUGGCAUGGGUACGCUGCUCUUCUAAUUUGCUCGCCGUACACUACUCUUAGGUCGUUCAUUAUUCAAUUUUUUAUGCUUAAGUUAAGCGCAUUUUGUGAACCGUGAGUACGAUAAUGGAAAGGGGAAAUCACUACAAUUUACGGAACCAUCGAAGUAAAUAGUAACUGAUUUCAAGGGGCAAGUGAUGCCGGAACAAUUUAUAAGUUUAAUGCUAACGCCGGGCGAGACGAGUAAGAACGCUUAGUUUUGUAAGGAAUGCGAGAGGACGACUAUUCGGAUUAUAAUGAAUAUUUUUUUUCGUUUAUAUAUGAUUUUAGUUCAUUCCUGAAUGAAGAUAAAUCAAACAAAUAAUGCAACACGCUAUAGUAGCGCAAAGUAUGUCAAUAAAGAUGUGUAGAAUAAAGAAUGAUUAGUC